ACGUUAAUUCACAGCGUUAAGCCCUAGGGCAACACCAGGUAGACGAGUCAAUCGUGAGGGGUGAGAGAAUCACUCAGUCUCUGUGUGCACAAUAAGCUAAGUGUUUCUCUGAACGUGGGGAGAAUAGGCCUGGUCUUCCUCGUCAGCUCACGACAUCGAAUAGUGACGACAAUUUAAGGAGUUUCAAUGAUGGACAAAAAUGUGGGCGUGUCAAUCUCUAGCGGUUAUUAAUCAGUGCAACUCUCUGAUAUAAAGCAAGCGCUGGCGAUACAUGUGCAAACCGCAGUGCACGUGUGUGGAUCAAGCACUAUGGCUGAGACGACGGGAAGCUGUGUUUCUCUAUAUAUCGCCACCGGCGUUGUCACCGUCACAGUACUACUGUUGUACAUACGCCGAGCAAAGAGCAGCCCUGCGGAGCCCCACCCCCGGGAUACCGUGAUGCUGCACCAGCUGGGUAAAGGCGUCCACGCCCCUAGCAUCAGCCCCUUCGUCCUCAAACUCGAGACAUACCUCAGGAUGUCCAACAUACCAUACAAGAAUCUGUUCGACAAAAAAAUGUCCAGCAAAGGGAAAACUCCCUGGAUUGAAUACAACGGAGAGCAAGUCCCAGACUCCGAAUUCUGUAUAGAAUACCUCAAUGCCAAGUUUAAUGUGGAUCUGAACUCCAAAUUUAGCCAAUCAGACAGAGCCAUAGGUAGAGCGUUCCGAAAACUGGCAGAGGAAGAUGUCUAUUGGUAUAUUGGUCUUUCAAGAUGUGUGUAUGAUAGGCACAGGACUAUAUUCUCUCGGCUUGGUCUAAGAUGGCUGAUAAGAAAAAUAUUAGAGCGGAAGGCGUUGACGAGCGCAUGGCAUCAUGGGAUAGGACGGCACUCAGAGACGGAAGUGACGCACAUUGCAGUUGGAGACUUGAAGGCUCUGUCCGACUUCAUAGGUGACAAAAGGUUCCUACUCGGAGACACCCCGUGCCAGGAGGACUGUGCAGUGUUCGGGAUCCUGGCCCAGGUGGUGUGGCAGAUGCCCGGAUCAGACGGAGAGAGAGCAGUUAACGAAAAAUACGCCAACCUGAGACGAUACUGCGUGAGAAUAAAAGACAAGUAUUGGCCGGAUUGGGAUGACAGGGUAUUGGAAAGUGUAUGACGUCAACAUCAGACAAUUGACGGUGUGAAUGACGCCCAAUUAUAAAUGAUGGAUCUAACCAUCUUGGUGUUCAGACGCUGUACGCGUAAGAUAUUGUGCUUCACAGCGGAUGUCUAAUAAAGGCCGGUAGUAUUGUCGAAUGUUGCUGACAACAGUACCAGCUGAUGAUGCUUCUGGCGAGGACCUAAUGAGUGUUUCUGACAAAAGAACAGCGGAAACAGUCGCAGUGAGGACAGUAGACUGACUACUAUAGCAGUGAAAGCGCUUAUCACUGCGCUGGAUACAGCGAGAUUUAUGUGUAUAUGUUUGAUGUAAAAAAUGUUGAAUGAUCUGUAUUUUGUUUUAGUGCUUGAAACUUAUGUCAUGAUUGAGAGAUCUGAGUGAAGAAUACAGUGAAGCCCUGUUUGUCUAUGCCGUUUGCAUAGGUAAUUGUCGUUAUUCCACAUAUUUUAUCACCCAGACGUUCUUAUUGGUAACGACACCGUACGGAUUAACGGGGCUUAACUGUAUGAGAAUUGUUUGUGUGCUGGUUGUUUAUUUUAACACAUUUAAGCAAAUUAUCUUUUUUCGUGAAAAAAACAAAAUGGAGGACUCUGUGCAUUUACCUGUAUUUGUAUUCAUUUUUGUAAGAAAUAAAACAUCAACAUAUUGUAAUAUGCCUUAUCAAAGAUAA
Molecule: messenger RNA, 1810 nt
Organism: Haliotis rufescens (red abalone)
Lineage: Eukaryota; Metazoa; Mollusca; Gastropoda; Lepetellida; Haliotidae
Product: failed axon connections homolog
Exons: 6
Coding region: 310-1137 (275 amino acids)
Cellular component (GO): cytoplasm
Source: RefSeq, a predicted model, not a curated record